Molecule: messenger RNA, 6010 nt
Organism: Dermacentor albipictus
Lineage: Eukaryota; Metazoa; Arthropoda; Arachnida; Ixodida; Ixodidae
Product: katanin p60 ATPase-containing subunit A-like 2
Molecular function (GO): ATP hydrolysis activity; ATP binding; protein binding
Source: RefSeq, a predicted model, not a curated record
AGACAGGUGUGCGCGUUGCGGCUUUGCCGCUUGGCACUGGUCAGCGCUGUCAAAGGCGUUCGUGCGGGCGAUAAUGCUGCUCUCACGAUCAAUUGUUCUAUUUAUAAUUCCGCGGACGAGCGUCGGUGACCUGCACGCCAGUGUCUCUCACGCACAGUAAUAACAUCUUUGCUUCAUAUACAGUUUAGAAGCUUACAAAAAUAAGCAAGGAAACGGCGCAGGUCAGCACGUCAGCCAGUUCCACUACGCGGUCGUUCGAGCUGACAACAGUCGCGCCGUGACUACUUUACGAAGACAUGCCGUUCGCGCCGCUUAGUUCUGUUAUGGAGCCCAGGACGGUGAAAUUUUCCUAUACCAUGAGGAAGAUGGCUGAGUCAAAAACAGCAAAAUCCUUUGUGGACGGGCAUAUCGGUGACACUGAAGAACAGAAAUCAGCCGUCCGAAAGCGCAACCUCCUGGUCUUGAUCCUACACUACCUUCAGCACCAAGGGCUGAUGACAACUGCAGAAAGCCUCAAGACUGAAUCGACACUGAAACUUGACGAUUAUGUUCUCUGUGAUAACGUCGACCUGGAGCUAAUACUUCAAGAGUAUGAAACAUUCCAGUUCGUCAAGUUCAGAAAACAGCCACAUAUCACCCGUAAACUGGAAGAGAGUGGCACACAGAAACAUUCAAAGUCAUCACGAGCGCAUUCUACACAGGGACAGUCAACUCAAACAUCUAGCAAUGGAAGUGGGUCCUUUUGCAGCACAUUUCGGAUACGGGGCCUUCAUCGAGCAAGUAGUGACGAAAAGCACAAAUCUGAGUCACAGCUCUCUAAAGGAAAGCCUGAAAACACCUUUCGGCCAGAAAACAUCACCAUUGACAGGCGCCUGGGAAUACAGAUCUGUACACCUGGAUUGCCCCAGCUAAAGCUGCCGCAGGCCAUGGGUGCCACUUUGGGGAGUGAGUGGUUUAACUUGGUCGACAUCAUUUCAAAGGAUGUCUAUGUGGACAGUCCAAAUGUCCACUGGAAUGACAUUGUUGGCCUUGAGUCAGCAAAGCGGCUUAUCAAAGAAGCUCUAAUCUACCCAAUGAAGUAUCCAGACAUCUUUUCUGGAAUAAUGGGUCCAUGGAAGGGACUUCUGCUGUUUGGACCACCAGGCACUGGAAAGACACUCCUUGCAAAGGCCGUUGCAACAGAAUGCAAGACAACAUUCUUCAAUAUCACUGCUUCGACACUAGUCAGCAAGUGGCGAGGCGAGUCUGAAAAGCUAGUCAGGGUACUGUUCGAACUGGCUCGUCACAACUCGCCUGCAACCAUAUUUCUGGAUGAGCUCGAUGCACUGGUUGGGGCUAAAGGUGCACUAGGAAACAGUGAGAAUGAGGCCAGUCGUCGCAUGAAAAGUGAGCUUCUGAUACAGAUGGAUGGUCUCAGCAACUCUAAGGAUCAUGUCUUUGUGUUGGCCACUUCUAAUUCACCAUGGGAUCUGGACCAUGCUGUUCUUCGACGCCUGGAAAAACGUAUCCUAGUACCUCUGCCAGGCAAAGAAGCUCGCACCUUUCUUUUCCACAAGUUCCUUGAAGGCGGUCAGAGUGCCAAGAGUGGUGGCCGCCGAGAGAGUUGCUUCGUGGCUGCUGACAUUGACUACAACCUCGUCAGCGAGGCAUCAGAGGGUUAUUCGGGAUCAGACAUCAAGAUAGCCUGCAAAGAAGCAGUGAUGAAGUCCCUACGUCAAGCACUGGAAGCUGCUGAAUGCUGUGAUAAUGAGGCAGACGGAACUGACCGCAUCAUCCCUGAGCCAGUGUCAACGGAGGACAUCUUGGAUGCCAUCAAGCAGACCAAGCCCACUGGCAAAGCACUCGCAGCAAAGUUUGAAACUUGGCACCAAGAGUUUGGCUCGUCACUUUCGUAAUGUGUUCUCCUGUAACUUUCUCAAAGGCUGCAUAGCCCACAGUCAGAGCAGGCAACUGUGUUUUGUCUCUAGUGCUAAUGAUUGCAGCCAUAGAGCUUCCUACAAAAAUUACACUAGUCUCUGCAAGAGCUGCAUGUAUGGUGGUUUAGACAACAUGGAAAUGAUGGUUAGAACGUGAAUUUGACUGAACUUCAUCCUCCAUGCCUUGUGACUUUUGCAAAUAGAUAAUUUAAGUGCAAGAAUUUGCAAUGAUUAUGCAUGUGCGCGGAGACUUAUUCCUUUCCUUUGUUCGAAAAACUAUGAUUGCUUGGAAGCGAAAUUAACGCAUAAUAAAUAAUGCAACAAGAAUGUCUGAAGCCACAAGCACUGAGAUUAGACAAAUCCAUGUACUACCUACGAUUCCUGUGUUAGCUUAAUGAUUGCAGUGCCAGAGUUCUCUCUAGUAAUUUUAGUAGGAAACUAUGGCUGCAGCACUGUUAAAGCCCAUGAAAAAAAGCAUAAUUCCAACAAAACAAAGAGCAUGUUUGCUUGGUGCACAUGAACUGCAGAGGACAUUUCUACAACCAUAAUAAGAGUCUUUAUGGCCUAUGCAACAGUGUUCAAGUCUGGGUACUGUGUGGCGAGAACUGCCAUGCACACGUGAUGGCUUGGAAUUCUUUCAUUGCAUGCCUCUUUGGCUGUUACUAGUGAUGUAGUUUCGUGUUCUGCAGCUUCGGCAUUAUGCAGCUUUAACCCAUCAUAAUGUGAUGCUGUCAUGCCUUGAUAUGAGCCGUGCUCAUGUACUGUUGCGUUGAAUAUGAGCUGCAACAUGUCAGCCAUGGUUGCAUCUUGAGAAAAAAGGUGGAGAGGGUGUUGCCAUUCCAGAAAUGUGCAUACCCUCGUGCCGUACACUGUCUGCUUUCUUCGUGGAGCAACCCGCCGUGGUUGCUCAAUAGCCAUGGUGUUGGGCUGCUGAGCAUGAGGUCGAGGGAUUGAAUCCCGGCCACGGCAGCCGCAUUUCGAUGGCGGCAAAAUGCGAAAACACCGGUGUACUUAGAUUUAGGUGUACGUUAAAGAACCCCAGGUGGUCAAAGUUAUUGGAGUCCUCCACUAUGGCAUGCCUCAUAAUCAGAAAGUAGUUUUGGCACGUAGAACCUCAUAAGUUAAUUUUUUUUCUUCGUGAAGCAAUACACUGGCUCGCCAAGCAGCCAUCGUUCCAUCGUGGAUAAAAGAAAAAGUAGAAAGUUAGAGCGGCAUGGCACCAUGAUGAUGGCACUGAGGGCUUACAGGCUGUCCUGCAGGCCAAUGUAUUAUCAGUCCACGAAUAAAGCAGACACCGUAAAGCACAGGAGUAUGCGGUCAUUUCUGGAAUGGCAAAACCCUCUCUACAGUUUUUCACAAGAAUAUAGCUGUGGCCAUGGCUCAUGUGUUGCAGCUCACACUGAGCGCAAUAGUACAUCUGUAAUUAUCCAAUCACUGACCGUAGAAAUUGAGUCACUGCUGUGGUUGGGUUGUGAGCUGCUUAACAUCCUGAUCUUUAACGAUGAUCCUUGUCUACUGCUGGUACAUAUUUAAGAAAAUGAGACACUUGACACCUUUUAGGUCUAGGAAAUGCAUUUAUUAAGUGCAUUUAAGCAUGGCUCACCGUGAAUCAUCAUUUGGCUGAAGGGAGCUAGCUCUUUCAUCACAGCUUUACUAAGGGUAGCCAGUAGCUAAAUUUAAGCAGUGAAGUUUUAAAUAGUAUUUAUAGCUCUGAUGGGCUUAGCAGGAAUCACUUGAAGCAGUUACUAAAGAAGCCACAUCAUGAGCUUCCCCUACACUUGUUUCAGUAGUUGCAGUUUCGCAUAUUUUACAUUGACCUUAUAUUAAUUCUUUCUACAUCACAAGAAAUGAUGAAAAUUGUACAAAGUUUCCAGAAGCUUCCAUAAAUGUUGCACACAGGCAGCCAUGUUGAAAAAGCAGGCGGUCAAGUAGCUCAUAGUAUGAAGUAUAAAAGCUACACACAACGCCACUGACAUUGACAGUUUGCCUUCCUAUUGUCAAAAACUGCAACAAAAAGCAAACUGACAGGUUCACAUGUCAAGGUCGGUUCCCACAUAACGACUAUACUCAUAAUAUAUUAUAUUGGUACUAAUUCCAGUGACAAGUUUAUAAUCAUCAGCGGUUGUGACGGUUAAAAAAGAUAGUGUCAAAUUCAUAAGUCGCAUGAGAAUAGGAUAACAAAAAAAAUUGUUUCGCUCAAGUAUUGCAUGUUUCCAAUUCUUAUCUUGUUGUAAGGGUUUCUUACUACAUGAAUUAGAGAGGGGUGGUUGCAUGUGCAUGUGGUAUUCGACUUGGAAAGAAAGAGGAAGGAAUUAUACAAGAUCAUGAGUUCAAUUACCUUUCUUUUUAGCAAUUGGCAAAAGGUUUCUCACUGAUGCUAAAGAAACAUAAAAUCUUAACGCAACUGAAAGUUGAGCAAGUUGGUUGAGAUUCAUGUUACUGAAAGGCAGAUGUACAGACAUAAACACAAGAAGGAACAAAAAGGACAAAUGCCAGAUAAAAAGAAAAGAUCAGUAAAAGAAAUCUUUGUCUUUGACUGAGUUAACAUCACUGGUGCUGCUUCUGUGAGAGUUAGCCUGAAUAGACAAGUGCAAGGCUGAUGCAGACACUAGCGCAACCAUGCAUUGGCCGCUGAGUCAUAAGUGGCAGCAUGCAAGUACGUACACCUUUUGCCAACUGCUGCACAACAGCCUGCCAUGGCUGUUGAUCAUCAUUAUCAACCAAUAUUGAGUUCACUGUGUCACAAAGGCCACUCCCACAGAUCUUCAAUUAUUCCUGUCUCGUACGAAUCAGUUGAACCCAUCCUUUGCCCACAAAUUUUCCAUUCUUGUCAUUCCAUCUAAACUGCUGCUGUUGUUGACUAGUGUUAUGCCCUUCCCUGGGCAUCCACUCUGUUUUCUUUAACAGGCUACUGGUUGUCUGAUCUACAAACUACAUGACUUGUUGAACUGCACUCCUUCCACUUAAUCUCAGCUAGAAUAUCAACCACCCACAUUUGACCACUAAACAAUACUACCAUGUUUUCUAUCAGUCGUUUCAGUGUUAUGCUUAUCAUUUUAUGCUGUUGAGCAUAAGGUCAUGUAUUCAAUUCCUGCACCACUAGAAGCCACAUCCUGAGGGGCAUGAAAUACAAAAAUGCCUGUGUUUUUUAGGUUUAGGUGCAUGUUAAAGAACUCCAGGCAGUCUAAAUUAACCUAGAGCCCCACGCUAUAAUGUCUCCUCUUAAACUACUGUGCAGUUUAGAGACAUUAAACCACACAAUAUGAUUUCUGAUCUUUCAUUCCACUAUUAGCAGAUUCAUUAUCUCUUUAUGAAAUUUUGUUGUUACCCUCAAAGUUUCAGCAGAGUCAUUAGGGCACAAGUUGGCAAUAUGCAUUAUGUCAUUUAUGGAAGCACCUAAGCAAACUCUUAGCUCACAAGUGGUCCCCUCACUUUCAAAGGGGGCUAUUACUCCAUGCAAUUAGUUCCUGGGCAAGCCAUACACUAGUAUAUUUAGAUUAACUCUGACAGUGGCAGUACAAUAAUGUUUCCAAGAAGUUAUGGUGCACCCUACCUCAAUUAGUUGCCAUUUUCUAAAAUUACACUAGCAUGAUUAUAUUAGUAGUAAAGUACACCAGUACUUAUGGGUGUGCAUGCAGCCUGCUCAUUUCACAAAGGCCCUUUCUGUCCAACAAGCAAUGUUGCAAUCCGUGUAAGUUGCAGUAGAACAUGAACAGGCUGACUCACCAAGUGUUGCAGUCUGCUUGUGCAGGGCUUGGGACGCAUAUUUAGAGUACUCAGUACGAACAUGUUUUCCUUCAAAUUGGCUGAUUACCAAGGUUACCUUCAAUCAAGUUGAUUUGGAAAAAGUUUAGAGCUGCCUUUAUUUGUCCGUAGCAAAUAUAUGUAUUUCAUCAAGUAGCUACUAAGCCCAUUACAAAGCACUUCUUUUUAACAAAGCUGCACCAUGUUUUUGUUUUCUCUAUUCCUGUAAUACGGCAUUUACAGCCAGAGUAUGUGUUAUAGUGCACCAGAUGCCACCUGAACAAAGCAGUUUUUCAUAAGCAAAGUACAAGCAUAAAUGGCUUUCAGCACAGGCAUUGGAACAGGUCACA